ACUUCAUAUACGACAAGAUCUCGGAUUUACUCUUGACGUUUCACUGCGGAUUCCAUUUGGUGACACGAUACAUGAGGUAUGCACGGAGGGGUAAUACUUUCGGCCUGUAAUACUUUCGGCCUGUAAUACUUUCGGCCUGUAAUACUUUCGGCCUGUAAUACUUUCGGGUGCAAACUUCGUUCCUCAGGGGAAUAAUCUAUCCAAUCGGAUAUGAGGAAAGGACAAAGGAAAGAGGUCGUAGCAAACUACCGAUUUCCGGGAAGACUCGGAACCAAUCAAAUCUGAGAAAAGGACAACGUCAAAUCCGUCAAACCAUGUGCUUUCGAAAAACGUUUGGGUUGCGUCGUAUCGUCCUGAUUUCGUUCGUCAAGCCAGGGUGUAUUAUUGCUUGCAAGGCAAUGGAAGAACAAAAAGAAGAGAUUGUUGGUUUCUUACACAAUGUGUCUCCAACUAAAAAAAGUAGCAAGACAUCUUACUUUGACAUGUCCAUACAAACCACCGAUGGCUUAGUAAGAGGAGUCUGCUUCUCCGGAAGUAAACAGGAACACUUUGAUCAAAUGAGCAAAAAGAAAUCUCCAAUAAAACUUCGAUAUCUUAGAAUUGAAAGAGCAGGAGAUGCAACCACAGUACUGAUGAAUAACAAUGUACUGUUAGAGCCUACAAAAGAAAUACCUUUUUCAAGAAUUGAGUUGCCAAGUGCCAACAAUAUCCAAUCAAUUUCAGCUGCAAACACAAAUCAAAGUAUCACCAUCAAAGCCAAACUUACUCAGAUGUCAUCAACAAAAAAAAACUUUACCAAUACAACAGCAGCAGCAGAAAUACUUGGAGUGCGAAGUGUCACUGCAUAUCAAGCCUGCUGCAACUGUAACAAAAAGCUGGUAAUAGAGACAUCUCCCAUACUAACCUGUUCAACUUGUGGGCUCAAGCAGAAUAUGAAGUCCACCAUUCAACAAUGUUAUGUACAACUACUGGUACAAAUUAAAGAAUCGAAGAUCACAGUCACCCUGUUCAACGACAUCCUGCAUGAUAUGCUAGCGUCACAAGGAAAGAGCACUCUUCCGAUCACUGAAGAAACCAUAACUGCCUUUCUUCUAGAGUUACCAACUAUAACCAGCAUAACAUUCAACAACAAAACAAAAAUAGUGGAGUCAGUGCAAAUCUGA
This is a messenger RNA of Pocillopora verrucosa, 1163 nucleotides long. Lineage: Eukaryota; Metazoa; Cnidaria; Anthozoa; Scleractinia; Pocilloporidae. The record is from RefSeq and is a predicted model, not a curated record.